AUGAGUUUGAUGACCCGAUGGAGCCAUUGCAUCCUUUGCCUCUUACUGUUUAUACAAUCUACCUGUGCACAAAAAGGGUUUGUGAGUUUGCAGUGUUGUGCUGAUUCAGAAGUUACAGAUCCAAAUAGUAACAUAACUUGGAUAACGGAUGAAAAUUGGUACCCCGACAAGUUGAAUUGCCAACAGAUAAAAAGGGCGGCGCAAAACGAUACAUUGUAUGAUAAAGCUCGAUUUUUUCCCUCACAAUUAGGAACCAAAUGGUGUUAUAACCUAACAGCAGAGAAGGAUCAAGACUAUUUGAUCAGGGGUACAUUCCUUUUCGGUGAUCUCCAGAAUACGGCUCCAGGCUCCUUUGACGUUUUGGUUGGUGUUACACAAAUAGGCCUAGUGAACUCGUCUGCUCCUUCAGAGGUAGAGGGAAUCUUGAAAGCUACUAAUAACCAUUUUAACUUCUGCUUAUCGACAAAGAAGGGAGAGCCUUACAUUUCAAAGCUGGAACUGAGGCCUGUGAAUUCAGAUUAUCUGGAGAGGGAGCCUUCUAGUGUUCUUAAAGUCAUAGAUAGAGUUGAUGUUGGGAACACAGGACAGGAGAUCAGGUAUCCACAUGACCCGUAUGAUCGUAUCUGGAGGCCAGAAUUAAAUCCUGAUCAAAAUGCUACUCCGACAUCAUCAAGCUCUGCCAACACCACCAUCACCAGUGCUAACCUAACGGUCCCUCCAAUCCAAGUACUACAAACGGCUCUAAUCCAUCCGGAGCGGCUGGAGUUCCUACACAAUGACCUUGACACAGGGUACCAUGAGUACGAUCUCUUCCUUUACUUUCUUGAGCUCAAUGAUUCUGCUCAAGUCACUCAAAGAGUGUUUGACAUUUACAUCAACAACGAAAAGAGACGAGAGAUUGAUAUAUUGGCGGGUGGUUCCAAUUCCUACGCUGUCGUAUUGAAUUUCACUGCAAAUGGGUUUCUUAAUUUGACCAUGGUUAAGGCGUCAAAUGGAUCCCAACUGGGUCCCAUUUGCAAUGCUUACGAGAUUUUACAGGUUCACCCAUGGCUUCAAGAGACCGUUCAAAGAGAUGUGGAUGUGAUUGGAGAUGUGAGGAGAGAGUUGUUGGAGCGUAACCAGGAUAAUGAAGUCUUGAAGAGUUGGUCAGGGGACCCAUGUCUUCCUCUUCCCUGGCAAGGUCUAUUUUGCGAGCCUAUUAACGGUUCCACAGUCAUCAGUAAGCUGAACAUGAGCAACAAUGGGUUCACAGGCACCAUCCCAUUAUUCCCAGCUUCCUCUGCAUUGAUCUCAGUGGAUCUGAGCCACAAUGACCUCCUGGGAAAGAUUCCAGAGUCACUUACCUCACUUCCAUAUUUGAAAACAUUGUACGUCGGCUGCAAUCCUCAUCUCAGUAAAGAGCUUCCAGAGAGCUUCAACAGAUCAAGGCUCAAAACAGAGUAG
This is a messenger RNA of Ilex paraguariensis (yerba mate), 1443 nucleotides long. The record is from the annotation of a GenBank genome assembly. NCBI's taxonomy places the organism in Eukaryota, Viridiplantae, Streptophyta, Magnoliopsida, Aquifoliales, Aquifoliaceae.